This is a messenger RNA of Seminavis robusta, 1350 nucleotides long. Lineage: Eukaryota; Bacillariophyta; Bacillariophyceae; Naviculales; Naviculaceae. The record is from the annotation of a GenBank genome assembly.
AUGUCCCACUAUGAUGCAUUGAUUCUAGCGGGACUAAGGCAGGUGGAUUCUCAUGACUACGCAGGUGCCAAGAAGCUGUUUCGGAAAGCACAAAAAUUGGAUACAAGACGGCCACAAGCAUAUAUUUACCUUGGCAAUAUCUUUCGUUUGUCAGGAAUGGCGCAGGAAUACAUCUCAAACAUGCAAGAAGCAAUCAAGCAUUGCGCCUUGCUUGCACUGACAGGCAAUUGCAUUGAUUCUAUGAACUACAUCGAUGGCUACUUUGUGGAUCAAGAAGAGUCGAUUGUCUUGUGGUGCAAGUGUCUUCUUGAUGUCUGUGAACAUUAUGCACAUGUUGAAAGGAAGGAGCUGAUGAAACCAAAAUGGUUCUCCUGUGAUGAUCUUCUUAUUAGAGUAACAAAGGUGGCAUUGAAAUAUAUCAAGGAGAAAAGAGCUACACCACCAGAUGUCAUGUACAAUAUGUCUCUUGUUCGAGCACAGGCACUCUGUGGCAUUAUCCAUAAUGGAGUUCAUGACAUUUCAUUGUACGUUGAUUGUAUGCUGAGCUGUCGGACACCUCAAAACCUGCUGGAAGCAUCUGCAAUCUUGAGGAGUCUUUCUACCAAUGGACAAGAUCCUUGCAUCUCUGACUUCUUUGCAACAAUGUCUGAAGGCCAAUCCCGUGAUCCACAGUCAAUACGCAAGUUCUUUCAAUUGGAAGCUGCAAAGUUGGAGGCAAUAGCAGGAGUUCUUCAGAACCGGAAGCAACACACUUUAAGCAAUGACAAUGAACUACCGGUCAUCAGACCUCAUACUUGGGUAAUGCUGCUUGGUCUCGUCAGCCCUUCUGGCUCUGCAAUGAACAGGAAGUUGGGCCUUGUCUGUGAGAAUGGCUUGCAGCAUGGACGGCAUCUUGUGACAGUGGAUGGAUACGAUGGAAUCAAGUGCAUUAAACCUAAAAACUUGGUGGAGAUUCCACUUGAAGAGUACCGCGAGGCUCUGAUUUCUACCUUGGGAGAAGAAAUGCAAUGGAGGUUUAUGAGGAAUUUGGUGGAGUGCGAAGCAGAACCCAAGCAAGAGGAGCCAAACCCUGGAAAAGAAGGGAGCACCACGGUCAAAAUAUUGAGUCUUUGGAAAGAGAUUGCUGGCAUUUGCCCAUUGAUGGCGACCCCCAUCCCCUGCUGUCUCUAUACAUCUGCUUACAAUGAGCUCGACCUCGUGCAAUGACUUGACGACAUUUCUGAUGGUCCAGAGCGUGAGACGGAAUGGGAGGGCAUCGAGCUCUGCUCAUUCCAACUUUUUAUUAAAACGCCUUCACAGCAAGUGCCAACUCGGGGCUUAUUCUUUUAGCUUACCGGCACUUGGCAUACC